GUAUCGUGACUGACUGCAAUCACACACGCUUUAUCAUAUUUAACCCCGGAAUUCACACAGCAAGCAAUCAUUCACAGAUUGUCGGUUGGUUACACCACCUGCAAAUUUCUAACUAAAUCGGUUUAUACUAAUAAAAGUGGAGAGUUUUUUGCUGAAAAAUACAUAUUUAUCCAAGAAUAAAUUACUUUUACAUAUACACGAAUAAUAAUAAAUAUUUACAAGGGUGCAUAGUUUCAAGAUAAAGUUUGAAAAUCAGACAUAUUUAUCUUCCUAUGUACAUAAUUACAUACAUUAAGGUCUUCUAAAAUCGCGUGCAUUCAAAUGAGAACAAAACAGGGGACAAAAUGUGCAAACCAAAGCAUCCCAAGAUAACAAAUGGGAGCUCAUCUUCACAAUCCCUCAAUAAGACAUUGGUCUCAACCAAAAAGUGUCCCCGGAUCGAACCCACAACCAAUUUCAUCCUGGGAUAUGGCUCAUUAAUAAAUGGAGACUCCAAAGAGGUCACACAUCCCGGUUGUGGCCCUGCCUUCCCUGUUUUGGUGAAAGGUUACGAGAGAAUUUUCAACUGUGGUGGAAUCCACAUGGGGAAAAAUACCACAUUUCUCGGAGUGGAAGAAAAUAAUUCGUCCCAUUUUAUCGGUGUGGCAUUUCCCGUUAAAAACUACGCCACCCUUUUGGAGUUUGACGAGAGGGAGAAAUAUUACAAGAGGCGAGUGGUGAGUGUGGACAAUGUCCAAUUUUUGGAUGAGGAGGAUCUCAUUAGUCAAGAAAAGAGACUAAUCAGAUUCUGGAUUUAUGUCCCGAAACCAAAAUUCAUCACGAAACCCUGCAAAACACAUCCCAUUUACCAAUGCUACUAUGAUAUUUUUGUCGACGGCUGUAUCAAAAUUGCCAAGCAGUUUCACAUACGAAAUUUUGCACAAGAAUGUCUCCAAAGUACACAGGGUUGGUUGGAUCCUUUUUUUGGAGGAAAAAAUUCCUGGGAGUUUGACCGUGACGAGGGCAUCGAUAAACUCAAGAUUGUACACGAUACGAAAGAAAUUGACGAGGAAAUCAUGUUCUUUGUUGAAACUUAUAUAUUAUUUAUUGGACACAGGAAGGAGGACGAAAUUGAAUAUAUUUUAGAGAAAUGAAUGAAUAAAGAUCUCAUUUUUUUGUACAAGUUUUCCAAAA
This is a messenger RNA of Folsomia candida, 1173 nucleotides long. RefSeq lists its product as uncharacterized. The transcript has 2 exons. Bases 345 to 1133 code for a protein of 262 amino acids. NCBI's taxonomy places the organism in Eukaryota, Metazoa, Arthropoda, Collembola, Entomobryomorpha, Isotomidae. The record is from RefSeq and is a predicted model, not a curated record.